AAAACAAUUUGACUUACACAAUGUCAAUGUUUUUAAACGGCGGCUAUUGUCGAACAAUUCCACUUAAAAUAUACAAACGCGAGCGUUCUGUUGACAUAAGUAAAUGUGCAAUAAUUGUGCAAAAUCAUGUUUAAAUUGUAAUCAAUACCUACCUGUGUCUAAUUAACUGUCAACAUGUCGUCUAAAUCGUGCGCGUCGACCGAAGAAAAGUUUCCGCUGCUGCUUCUGUUUCUGGAAGAUGGCCAACGUUCCGCGAAGCAGCACAAAAGAAUACUCUUCGACAAGGGACGGUACCAGGGAAUUGCUUCUGGUGCAAAUAAUAUCAUGACGCACUGGUCAGGGCAUGUAGCAUCAGGAUGGAUCACGGCAAUGCUAAUCGGAAUCGGUCUCUUCGCAAUAGCAAUUCUUAUGAUCACCUUCAGUAUCCACCCUGUUAUUGAAAAUUUGACAGCGAAAUGCGAAAGACAGUACCGAGAAAUUAAAAACGACUCAUCAAUAAUACAUCUUGUGCACGGGCCAAAUCGUUGGACGCCAGCGCAAUUAGAGGCUUUGGAUCAGAUCGCAAAAAAUUCCCAACAAUUUCAAAUUGAGCUGAUACUCAUUCGCCCUGAGAUUGACCCUCCUUCAAACAUAGUGAAAAGAGACGUAAUGAAGGCUCGCAACGUCACAUACCCAAAACACGAAUCGACGAGCUCGCCAAGAGCACUCGUAAAGAAAGUCAUUUCGUCAACGGCCCGCGAGGUCGUAAACCCCAAACUGAAGGUAUACGAGAAACCAAGAAAAGCUUUAGAACCCAGCUUUAAUAUGGCUAAGAAGAAUCUUCUGGCAAUGCUCGGAAUGAAAAAACGUUCCAAAAAAACUACUUCGAAACCUGUAGUACUACAGCGGAAAGCGCGCACUCUCGAAGACAUAAUCGACGCUUACCCAAACAUUCUAGUAAUUACCACAACAUUUGAAAAAGUUUUCAGCCACACACCCCUAUAUUUUACAUGGCAAAACACGAAUUUAGAAACACGACUGUUCGCAAUUAGGGUGUUGCAGUUGUGGAACUUCGCAGGAAUUUCCCUAACUUUACCCUCCGACCUUCACUCGCCUCCAAAGGCGGGUAAUACGGUUACAAUCACGAGGAAGGCACUCCUAGAAGAUUUACCGUCGGGCUUAGUUACGGUCGACGAUGAAGGUUCGCACAUGCAAACUAAAAGUACGUGUCACGCGUUUUUUGGGGAAUUACUGAUGGUGCUCGCCAAAGCAACGCCGGCGACCAAACCGGCCGAUGUGAUUCGAAAGACAUUGCACAAAUUUUGUUUGAAAGGGGCUGUAGAUGAGAGGUCCUGCAUCACCAUCCCGGGAAUAUUGGCUGCGCCAUACACGGCUCAGGUUGAGCGGAUCAGGCUAUUCCUUGUAUGUUAUUCGUCAAGACGUCGCUGAAUGCAUCCUCCACCUCGAUAUGUACGGUUGUACGAGUCUGUAACAUCUGAAUCCAAGUCCAGUCCAGAAUGCUCUUAAUAAACGGUAACGGAUACGCGUCCUUCACA
This is a messenger RNA of Photinus pyralis (common eastern firefly), 1535 nucleotides long. RefSeq lists its product as uncharacterized. NCBI's taxonomy places the organism in Eukaryota, Metazoa, Arthropoda, Insecta, Coleoptera, Lampyridae. The record is from RefSeq and is a predicted model, not a curated record. The transcript is spliced from 3 exons. Bases 175 to 1428 code for a protein of 417 amino acids.